AUGACCAACACACCCAUGGACAGGGACAGCCACAGGGACAGCCACAGGGACAGCCACAGAGUCAGCCACAGGGACAGCCACAGGGUCAGCCACAGAGUCAGCCACAGGGACAGCCACAGGGACAGCCACAGGGACAGGGACAGCCACAGGGACAGCCACAGGGACAGCCACAGGGACAGCCACAGAGUCAGCCACAGAGUCAGCCACAGGGACAGCCACAGGGACAGGGACAGCCACAGGGACAGGGUCAGCCACAGGGACAGCCACAGGGACAGCCACAGGGACAGCCACAGGGACAGAGUCAGCCACAGGGACAGAGUCAGCCAGAGGGACAGAGUCAGCCACAGGGACAGCCACAGGGACAGCCACAGGGACAGCCACAGAGUCAGCCACAGGGACAGCCACAGGGACAGAGUCAGCCACAGGGACAGCCACAGGGACAGGGACAGCCACAGGGACAGCCACAGGGACAGCCACAGGGACAGCCACAGAGUCAGCCACAGGGACAGGGACAGCCACAGGGACAGGGACAGCCACAGGGAAAGACACAGAGUCAGCCACAGAGUCAGCCACAGGGACAGCCACAGGGACAGAGUCAGCCACAGGGACAGCCACAGAGUCAGCCACAGGGACAGAGUCAGCCACAGGGACAGCCACAGAGUCAGCCACAGGGACAGCCACAGGGACAGAGUCAGCCACAGGGACAGCCACAGCCACAGGGACAGAGUCAGCCACAGGGACAGGGUCAGCCACAGGGACAGAGUCAGCCACAGGGACAGAGUCAGCCACAGGGACACCCACAGGGACAGGGACGGAGUCAGCCACAGGGACAGCCACGGAGUCAGCCACAGGGAUUAUUGA
Messenger RNA from Oncorhynchus kisutch (coho salmon), 861 nucleotides. Its product is annotated as splicing factor U2af large subunit A-like. Bases 1 to 861 code for a protein of 286 amino acids. The record is from RefSeq and is a predicted model, not a curated record. The transcript has 3 exons. Lineage: Eukaryota; Metazoa; Chordata; Actinopteri; Salmoniformes; Salmonidae.